UUGUUGCUCUGCCGCUGCGCUGCUGAUGCACAAGCACAACGACAACUAUAUAAGUAUAGCUGUAUAGGUAUAGCCGCGUGUAUAUAGGUACGCAUGUGCCACAAACCAAAUACUAAGAUAGAUAAGUACAACGUCAGGACAGUAUAGGUAUAUUGCUUUCGCCAACCUAGCUAGCUUGCACGGAAGAUCUUGGAUGUUGAUCCGCUCACCGAUGAAUGUUGAGCUCGGUUGAUUUGAUUUUAUUCUAUAAUGGUUGAUGUGCGUUUUUUCUUACGUAAUUUGUCCAUACUUUUCAUCAGCAUUAUACGAUCGACCGACUCUCUCACCGAUUGAUGGAAGUUUAAAAGUUUCGCGCGCUUGGAGGAAAACAAAGAUGGCGGCUGCAAAGGAACACGCAGAUAUACCUAUAGGUAUAUUUCCGACAACACGCGCACGACGUUUCACCGCACAUGCGGACCUUAUAGACUAAUAAUUUUAGUAUAAACAAUAAGCAACAGAAAAUGUCCGUGCCCGACAAAGUGCUGAUGCGCAAAAUAAGGAAAAGAGAGAAGAACAAGUUAAAAGUCUUGAAGGAGAGAGAAAUACAAAAGCAGAAUGGGGCUUUAAAUGAAGAACUCAAAAAUGCAGAGGAAAAGCUGAAAGUUAAGACGAAACAAGGUGUCAAAAGACAGUCUCCAGAAGAUGGACCAAUUAAAAAGAAAAAGAAAAACAAGGUUAAAGUAAAAGAAGAAAGUGAUGAUGAAGAAGAAGAAGCUAAUGAUAAACGAAGCGAAAAUACUAGAUCAGAUGAUGAAGAGGAUGAAGAGGAGGAAGAAAAUGAAAAGGAGCAAAAUUCUGAUUCGGCAGAAGAUACCAAAGAUAAUGCCACAUCAAACUUACCUGGUACAUCUGUUGGAUUGGAACUUACAAAAGACAGAUCAUUCUCUACCUUGAAAGAUAAGGUAUGUGAAAAUACCUUGAAAGCUAUUGCAGAGAUGGGCUUUACAGACAUGACAGAGAUUCAAGCUAUGUCAAUACCUCCGCUUCUCGAAGGAAGAGAUCUAGUAGGUGCAGCAAAGACUGGAUCAGGAAAGACUUUAUCUUUCCUUAUUCCUGCUGUAGAACUUAUCUAUAAACUCAAGUUCAUGCCCCGAAAUGGAACUGGAUGUAUAAUCAUUUCUCCAACACGCGAGUUAUCCAUGCAAACGUUUGGUGUCCUCAAAGAGUUGAUGAAAUAUCAUUAUCACACUUAUGGUCUGUUGAUGGGUGGUGCAAGCAGGCAAACUGAAGCACAGAAACUGUCGAAAGGCGUCAACAUAGUUGUAGCGACACCCGGUAGAUUGCUCGAUCACUUGCAAAAUACUCCGGACUUUCUGUACAAAAAUCUCCAAUGUCUGAUUAUUGACGAAGCUGACAGGAUUCUCGAUAUCGGAUUCGAAGAAGAACUGAAACAGAUUAUCAAUAUUUUACCGAAAAGGAGACAAACUAUGCUGUUCAGUGCAACGCAGACUAAAAAGACCGAAGCAUUGACAACGUUAGCCGUGAAAAAAGAGCCCGUCUACGUCGGUGUUGACGACGAGAAGGAAAAAGCCACAGUGGAGGGUCUGGAACAAGGAUAUGUUGCUUGUCCCAGCGAAAAACGAUUCCUUCUACUUUUCACAUUCUUGAAGAAAAAUAGACAGAAAAAAGUGAUGGUCUUCUUCAGUUCUUGCAUGUCCGUCAAAUAUCACCACGAGCUGUUGAAUUACAUCGAUUUGCCAGUCAUGAGCAUUCACGGAAAACAGAAGCAAACCAAGAGAACCACGACUUUCUUCCAGUUCUGCAAUGCACAAUCUGGUAUUUUACUGUGUACCGACGUAGCUGCCAGAGGUCUCGACAUUCCCGACGUAGAUUGGAUCGUACAGUACGAUCCUCCAGAUGAUCCAAAGGAAUACAUUCACAGAGUCGGUAGAACGGCCCGUGGCGAAGGCAGCAGCGGUCACGCCUUGCUCAUCCUGCGACCAGAGGAGCUAGGCUUCCUGCGCUACCUGAAGCAGGCUCGCGUUCCUGUUAACGAGUUUGAAUUCUCGUGGAAUAAAAUUGCCGACAUUCAGCUGCAAAUGGAGAAGCUGAUCUCGAAGAACUACUUCCUAAACAUGUCAGCGAAAGAGGCGUUCAAGGCGUACGUCCGAGCGUACGAUUCGCACCACCUCAAACAGAUAUUCGACGUUGAGACCCUGGAUCUGACCAAGGUCGCCAAGUCAUUCGGAUUCACGGUGCCUCCAGCCGUCGAUUUGAAAGUGGGAGUGAGCAAGGAUUCUCGGCCGCGCAAACGCCUCGGCGGCGGUGGCUACGGCUACUUCAAGGGCCUGAACGGCGAGCAACCCGGAGCUGCCAGGAGAGCCGAGCGUACAAAGACCUUCCGCCAGGUUGGCAAGCGGAAUCACAGCGACAGGAGGCAGUUCGCCCGGUGAUGAUCGGCACUAGGAAUGCAACGUCUUCGCUGAAGGGGAGAGAUUUAUAUGCGCUUUAUUUUUGCUAAAUAAAGUAUAAUAUGAUGUUUGUACAUUAGUUAA
This is a messenger RNA of Nasonia vitripennis (jewel wasp), 2534 nucleotides long. RefSeq names its product probable ATP-dependent RNA helicase pitchoune (gene pit). The transcript is spliced from 10 exons. NCBI's taxonomy places the organism in Eukaryota, Metazoa, Arthropoda, Insecta, Hymenoptera, Pteromalidae. Bases 501 to 2432 code for a protein of 643 amino acids. Gene Ontology annotation, biological process: maturation of LSU-rRNA from tricistronic rRNA transcript (SSU-rRNA, 5.8S rRNA, LSU-rRNA). Gene Ontology annotation, cellular component: nucleolus. The record is from RefSeq and is a predicted model, not a curated record. Gene Ontology annotation, molecular function: RNA helicase activity; nucleic acid binding; ATP binding.